AUGUUUUUUUUUAAUAAAUAACCUUAAAGAAACAGUGAUGAACAGUGUUCAUUAAGAAGAUUAUAAAUUGACAUGUAAGAUUAGAAAUUAGGAGAAUUAAAUGAUGAUACUUGUGAAAUUGCAAUGAAAAUGGAUCAAAAUAUAUUGAAAAUUUCAAUGACUCCUCAAAUUGGAUUUUAUAGAAAUAGAAAUUAUUUAGUAAGAUUUAUUUUUAUUUUAAGUUUCUCCUAGAUUUUAGAAUAAAAUAUCCAAUCCUCCCUCCGAGGAUAUAGACUGAAUCUGAUACUCUACAUCCAAACAUAGAUAGAAGGGAUAAAAAAUUUUACUUAAGAUUAUUAGAAUAAUAGAAUUGGAAACCAAUAUAUGGGUAUAUUUUGAUAAUAAAUAUAGAUUAACUGAAAUUGUUAAAGAAAUGAAAUAGACAUUGAUUCAUGUGGAUUUCACAUGCAUCCCAAAUGAAACUACCUCUCUUAUUAUGGCAUAACAGAUUCUGAAUUAAAAUCAAAAUAAUGAUGAAUAUGAAUUAAAUAAUGAUUAGAAUUAUGAUACAGAAACUAAUGAUUUUGAAAUUAGUAAAAUUUUUAAGAUUAAUUUUGAAAUUGAAGAUAAUGAAUAAUAAAAUUAAGAAUCUUAAUAUGACUCUAAUUAUAUUUUUUAUAAAGAACCAAAUACAAUUAAUUUAUAAAAGACUUCAAAUCGUAGAUAAAAUGAUAAUAUAUUUUUUAUAAAAAUUAAAAAUUGA
Molecule: messenger RNA, 742 nt
Organism: Paramecium pentaurelia
Lineage: Eukaryota; Ciliophora; Oligohymenophorea; Peniculida; Parameciidae
Source: the annotation of a GenBank genome assembly